AUGCCCAAGAAAUCCGGUUUAAAACGAAAUUCACGUACCUCCAAUAAAGCAACUGCACAAGUAUCUAUAAGCAAAAAAGUAUAUGUACGAGCAUCUACAAGCAAAAAAGCAUCUGCACAAGUGUCUACAAGCAAAAAAGCACCUGCACAAGUGUCUACAAACAAAAAAGUAUCUGCACAAGCAUCUAUAAGCAAAAAAACACCUGCACAAGUAUCUAUAAGCAAAAAAAUACUUGCAAAAGCAUCUUCUAGCAUAAAAGCACCUGCACAUGUGCCUAUAGGUAAAAAAGUAUCUACAUCUUCAGGCAACAAAAAAGAAUUUUCUGCUGAAGAUACUCAAUUUCAUUCUCGCUUACCAAACUCCUAUUCUCGUACUCGAUCACCACGCUUCUGUUCUUAUUCUCGAUCACCACAUUCUCAUUCCUGA
Molecule: messenger RNA, 426 nt
Organism: Racocetra persica
Lineage: Eukaryota; Fungi; Glomeromycota; Glomeromycetes; Diversisporales; Gigasporaceae
Source: the annotation of a GenBank genome assembly